This is a messenger RNA of Varanus komodoensis (Komodo dragon), 2497 nucleotides long. It is a transcript of the gene AMDHD2, whose product is annotated as amidohydrolase domain containing 2. The transcript is spliced from 10 exons. Bases 299 to 1360 code for a protein of 353 amino acids. Gene Ontology annotation, molecular function: N-acetylglucosamine-6-phosphate deacetylase activity. The record is from RefSeq and is a predicted model, not a curated record. NCBI's taxonomy places the organism in Eukaryota, Metazoa, Chordata, Lepidosauria, Squamata, Varanidae. Gene Ontology annotation, biological process: N-acetylglucosamine catabolic process.
AACAGCUUCGUGCAUCGCAUCGCAAGGUAUUGCAUUACAAAGACGGGUGAACCGCCUUUCCCAACAACGUUUUCAACAGCUGGUUUACAAUACAUGAAAAGGACAACAGAAGCAACCCUGAAAACAGUUUUGUGGAAUUUUGAUUGUCCAUAAUGAAGAUAUGAUCCAACUUUGAAUUUUGGAUUUUUUUUUCUCAUGGACUGGGGCGACUGGUCUUUGUGUCUUUUAGAUCUGGUCACUUCCUUUCGUGUGACCUUGGGCCUGUCCUGUUCAGCCACGUCCCCUUCAUGCUCGGACGAUGCCAUCGGACAAGUCUGCCUCGGAUGCGCCAGUCUUCCAGUUUAUCAACUGCCGGAUUCUGAAGAACCAUGAAUUACAAAGAGAGGACUUGUGGGUGAGAGAUGGAAAGAUCCUUAACCCCGAGAAGCUUUUCUUUGAGGAGAAGAAGUCUGCAGAUGUCCAGCUUGACUGCAAGGGCAGCAUCAUCGCCCCCGGCUUCAUUGAUGUGCAAAUCAACGGAGGUUUUGGAGUGGAUUUUUCUCAGGCCACUGAAGAAGUGGGAGCAGGAAUCUCCCUGGUUGGCCAGAAGAUCCUGUCUCAUGGAGUGACUUCUUUCUGUCCUACCCUGGUGACUUCCCCACCAUCUGUAUACCAGAAGGUUCUGCCGCAGAUCUCCGUGAGAAACGGGGGGCCCCAUGGAGCGGGCAUUCUCGGGGUUCAUCUGGAGGGUCCUUUCAUCAGCAAGGAAAAGAGAGGGGCUCACCCGGAGCAGUACCUUCGCACCUACGAGGCAGGUGCCUUCCAGGAUCUGCUUGCCACCUAUGGGUCCUUGGACGGUGUCCGGAUUGUCACCUUGGCCCCUGAGAUUGGACGCAGCAGUGAGGUGAUCCGCGAGCUCUGCAAGCGGGGCAUCUGUGUGUCACUAGGUCACUCCAUGGCCAACCUGUCUCAGGCCGAGGAGGCUGUCCGGCACGGGGCCACCUUCAUCACACACCUCUUCAAUGCCAUGUUACCUUUCCACCACCGGGAUCCUGGGAUCGUGGGGCUCCUCACCAGUGACCAGAUUCCCCCAGGCCGGCAAGUGUUCUAUGGCAUGAUAUCAGACGGGAUCCACACAAAUCCUGCAGCUCUGCGAAUCGCACACCGGGCUCAUCCUAAAGGGCUGGUCCUGGUGACAGAUGCCAUCACUGCCAUGGGGCUUGCCCCAGGCAGACAUACCUUGGGCCAGCAAAUGGUGGAAGUACAUGGCCUGAAUACCUACAUUGCAGCUCCCUCCCUGUAUUCCAGAUGCCUUUGGGAUGGUGUCGUGCUGAGACAUAAUGGGAUGGAUUCCUCCCCCUCACACACACACUAUUGCUGAAGCCUGGAGAAAUAACCCAUGAACAACUUACAUUUCUAGGUGAAUACACAACAGCAACCCAUGGUUUCAACAAAACAGACUUCACAAUCUGACAACAAACCAUGGGUUGUUCAUUGUUAACAAACCAUGGUUAGUUAGCAUGGCUGCAUUCACACAUAGCCACCCAGAAUUCAACAAUCCAACAGAAUUCAACAAUCCAAACCAUCAAUAAGUAUUAUGCAUGAAUUAGAUCACUGUGUGUGUGAUUUUGAAUCGGGGAGGAUUUUGCUGCUCUAACUUGAUGGAGAUCUGAUUUUGCAACUGUUUUGAUUUACAUUUAGUGAUUUUUUUAAAGUAUGCCAUGUUAAUUUUAUAUGCUGUAUAAAUAUCUGCACAGUUUUCCCAACAGGAAAAAGUAGUUGAAUUCAAAAACUUAAUUAAGGCAGUGGGAAAGUUCCAUAAAGGAACCUUACAGUGCAAUCCUAUUUGUGUCUGUUCUUACAUUACAUUUAUACCCCACCUUUCUUGCUUUUGCAAGGAAUUCAAGGUGGCUUACCAGACUCUUGUCCUCUCCAUUUUAUCCUUACAACAACCCUGUGAGGUAGCAUAGGCUGAGAGCUAGGGACUGGCCCAAAGUCAACCCCUGAGCUUGAUGGCUGAGUGGAGACUACAAACUGGAUCUUCUGUAUCCCAGUCCGAUACUCUAACCACUAGGCAAUGCUGGCUCUCAGAAGUAAGUCCCAUUAGGUUCAGUGGGGCUGACUCGCAUAUCAGUAACCACAGGAUUGCAGUUUUAGGGUUAUGCAAAUUGAGGAUUAUGUAAUCCUAUGCAAAUUGGGAUAGAAGAAGGCCUACAGCUCCUGGCUGUUUGGGCUGAGGCAUGCUAGGAAUUGUAGCUCUUCUGUAUUUUAACUCACACAGGACUGUGCCUUUCGUGUUGUUUCACUGCACAUUCAGAUGUACCCAAAGCAAUAUUUGGACUUUUACUUUUUUUUUUUUGCAUUGGAACCCUGGCAACUUUUUUAAAACAGGACAACUCAACAGCACAUGAUUCCCUUAACUUUUACUUUGAGGUGGAUAGCACAGUCAUGUUGGCUUGGAAGUCCCAUUUGGAUUAUACAUUCUCCUUUUUUAAAACAUGAUGAUCCUCCUUUUCGG